Messenger RNA from Onychostruthus taczanowskii (white-rumped snowfinch), 1886 nucleotides. RefSeq names its product NOP2/Sun RNA methyltransferase 3 (gene NSUN3). Gene Ontology annotation, cellular component: mitochondrial large ribosomal subunit. Gene Ontology annotation, molecular function: methyltransferase activity. Gene Ontology annotation, biological process: rRNA methylation. Bases 1 to 1029 code for a protein of 342 amino acids. NCBI's taxonomy places the organism in Eukaryota, Metazoa, Chordata, Aves, Passeriformes, Passeridae. The transcript is spliced from 8 exons. The record is from RefSeq and is a predicted model, not a curated record.
AUGUGCUUUCAAGCCAAUCUACAUGAGCUGGAAAGGAAGCCCAGAGGGAAGCUCCAGAAGCAGAUCUGCCGGGUGGUUCUGGAUCACUUCGAGCAGCAGUACACGGCAGAGCUGGGGGAUGCGUGGAGCAAUGUCAGAGACGUGCUGACCUCGCCGUGGUGCUGGCAGCAUGCUGUGCUGCUGAACAGUUUCAGCCAGAGCCCCGGCCUGGAGAGCAGCCUGGCUGAGCAGGGAUACCAUCCUGCCUUCCCAGCAGCCCUGCCCUACCUCCCAGCAGCCUUCAGAUGUUACACCAGGACAGCUCCUGGCAGAUUCCCUGCACAGAAACACCAGCCUGGCAGGCUGAAGGAGUAUUACCUGCUCAAUGCUGCCUCGCUGCUGCCCGUGCUGGCCUUGGAGGUGAAGGAUGGGGAAGGUGUUCUGGAUCUCUGUGCUGCACCAGGGGGCAAAUCUGUAGCUAUCCUGCAGUGUGCCUGUCCAGGUUAUUUUCACUGUAAUGAAUAUGAUGAUUUGAGGUCAAGAUGGUUGGAGCAGACAAUAGAAUCCUUCAUCCCAGAUCCUUUCAUUAACUUGAUAACAGUCUCUAAACUGGAUGGUAGACAGAUUGGAGAUCUUCAGCCUGAAUUUUAUGACAAGGUCCUGGUUGAUGCUCCUUGUUCAAAUGACAGAAGCUGGCUCUUCUCUGCUGACCCUCAGCAAGCUGUGCUCAGGCUCAUGCAAAGGAAGGAGUUGUCCUCCCUGCAAUUCCAGCUUCUGAGGUCUGCUGUUCAAGCCCUGCGUCCUGGUGGCUCCUUGGUCUAUUCCACGUGCACCCUCUCCAGGGCAGAAAACACUGAUGUGAUCAAUCUCAUCCUGAACUCCUGCAGGAAUGUGAUGCCUGUGGAUCUAAGUGGGAUGGCCAGAGGUGUUUCCCAACAAUUCACUUUCCUAAGUGGAAUGCAGCAGCAUGAACUGCUGGUUCUCCCAGAGAAAGGGAGAGCUUGGGGUCCCAUGUAUGUGGCUAAAUUGAAGAAAGUGUCCUCCACCUGAUGCCUGUUGAUUAUGAACAGUAUAUGAUAAAUUAAUAUUGAUUUAAAUACAGUAUGUGUGUGUGAACACAUCCAAGGCAACUGAUUUUAGAGUGUUGCAGUUUCCUGAUCAAAAGGAAGCAAGACAUUUAACUUAUGUUAACUUAAAAUACUGAAUGUGCCUUCCAGCGUGGGCUUGUGAGCCUCUGAGUCCUUAGGAAGUUGGUAUUGUUUUCAAGGUGGUGCUUUUAAAGGGAUUUGGAUUCUAGAAUAGAGGCUUAAUGUGAUAGAGUUUUGCACUUGAUAAAUAACCAGGUUAUUUGCUAACUUGGUUUUAAUACAGUAUGUUUUUAAAUAAAUGGUUUUCAGUGGUCUGAAGUCAUGGAAAUCCUGCAUUCUCUCUGAACACAUCUGGAAAUCUGUGUUUCUGCAAGAACUGAUUUGUAUGGACAGUGUCAUCUUCAAGCACUGGCAGAACAGGUUUUGUAUUUGCUAAGUUGUUUGCUUAAAAAACAAAGGUGUCUUUUCUUUACAGGUCAGCAGUUAGAUCAACACCAGCUUUUUUUUUUUUUUAAUUUGUUAAUAUUCUUCUAUUUUGAGCUUGCAAAAAUACGAAUUGAAAGAGUAAUGGCACAUAUAUUCCAGCCUGUGCUUGUCUUGAAGCAGAGUGGAACCCUUUCAUCCCCAAGGGUCCUUUCCCAGAUGGAAGGUGAUAAUCACUGGUUGUAAAAACAUUGUUUUAAAGAACAGAGGUAGAAGAGUUGCUGAUGUGGAAAUGGGGGUUUUAAAAACAUUGCUUUAAAGAACAUUGUUUUAAAGAACAGAGGUAGGAGAGUUGCUCAUGUGGAAAUGGGGGUGUGUGACAUUGUGCAUUUAUUA